This is a messenger RNA of Gloeophyllum trabeum ATCC 11539, 673 nucleotides long. RefSeq lists its product as uncharacterized. Lineage: Eukaryota; Fungi; Basidiomycota; Agaricomycetes; Gloeophyllales; Gloeophyllaceae. The record is from RefSeq and is a predicted model, not a curated record. The transcript is spliced from 2 exons. Bases 1 to 387 code for a protein of 128 amino acids.
AUGAGUAGGACAUCAUAUUUACCACAUAUAAUCUACUCCGUCGCUCUCACUUCCGUUUCCAUCCAUCUGCUUUGGCAACGCAAAACCGCCGAAGCUCAGAAAGCUUCGGUCCUCGCCCAAACGUCCAUUCUCGAGGACAUAGCUCAGCGCUUACGCUCCAACGACGACCUAUCCGACGAAGAAUACACAAGGUUGCGGAACCUAGCGCGCAAGAAGGGGGAAGCGGUGUUCAAUCCUGCGGAAGUGAAGAACGAGGAGAUCGGGUGGAAAGAUGUUUUCCUCGGGAAGAAGAUCGAGGAAGAGCAGGCCACAAAGAUAGCCGAGUUGGAGCGGUUGGAAUGGGAGAAGUUACGAGCGGAAUUCAAGGACUUGGAUUCCCAACCGUGAAGUUAAUCAGAGUAGCCGGGAUCAUCUUUUGUCACCUUCGCUUUUGGACCUCGCUUCUUCCUCCCGUGACCCGCACUUAGCUUGUGAGUAGCAGGUUCACGUCUCGGAGUUGGACUCAGUAAUCUAGGUAUCUAUAUGGUAGUGUAAUGGAGACGUGGCGAUCGAUGAAUAUGCUAUCGUCGGGAGCCCAUACAUUCCUGCGUCACUCAAGAUGCGAAAUAAUAAUUCUCAGCGAGUUAGCAGGUCGUUCACUCUGAAACGUCGUGCCGAAGAUCUCUCCGCGGAC